This is a messenger RNA of Guyanagaster necrorhizus, 1096 nucleotides long. RefSeq lists its product as uncharacterized. The record is from RefSeq and is a predicted model, not a curated record. Lineage: Eukaryota; Fungi; Basidiomycota; Agaricomycetes; Agaricales; Physalacriaceae. The coding region runs from base 49 to 942 and encodes 297 amino acids. The transcript is spliced from 2 exons.
CAGCGCCUGUGACACUGACUUGACGACAGCUCAAUCUCAGCAUGCGGAAUGAUUUCACGCUUAUCUGACGUGUUCUGGAGAAUCAGUCUUGGACGCCCACCAACAUUCCAUCGUGCAUUUGUCACAUCCCUUCUGCUCAAACGCGGGUGCCCGGAUAUCUCGACGCUGAACCCGACUCAUCUGUCACGGAAUGACCUCUGCAACUUCUCGGGUAUGGUUGCAGUAAGCCUCCCGGAAGAGGGCGUUUACACACAACGUUUCAAGUACUCACGGGUUGGCAAAGUCAAUAUUCCCUUCCCUAUGUCCUGUAGAGGAUUUCUUUACUAUUGGACACACCCCGAUCUUCCUGCCGGUAGCGGUGGUAUUCGCUUUCGCAUCACUCCAGAGGGCGAACCGUCCUUAUUUAGCUUGGGGAAAGACCUAUGCUUGCCUAACGGCUCGCCGUGGUCGAUUCCGCUGCACAAGUUAGUGGAGGGAAAUGGGGAACUGCUGCGGCUGCUGUUAAAAGACAAGCUAGUUGACCGAAAUUUGAUCGGGUCGGAAUAUAUACGCGCCCUCCUGAAGCUACGCUUGAAGAAGGAUUCGGUACUCCUCCAGUCCUUGGAAGAAUCAUUUCCUCUAUGCCUUCCCCAAGGUUCGGUGCGCUUGCACCUAUUGUCCGAACAUCAUCAGGCUGAAAAGGUGUUGUUCUCUUUCAAGCCCAUGCCUGAAUUUCGGAGACUUGUCGAACCUGGACAACAAGUCUACGCUCAUGUUCGGCUUGAGGUUACCCGACGCAACACCCCGACCAACCGUCUCCGGGUUCGAUUUCGCAUCUUGCGUGUCUUUGAACAGGGUAUCCUGCUUGAUGGCGAAUUCCCGCCAAUCGAGUGCAGAUCUGUGGUCAAUGUUUCUGCUUUUAAAUUUUGGCUUCAAGAUAAACACGUAGCACUUGAAAUCUAAAAUUUUUGCCGCCAAUUGAAUGAUAUUCCACGAGAUCGGGUCUCAUUCAUUAUCAAUUGUUCAGUGCUGUUUAUAAUUCCAUUUGGCAUGGAUCGACAUAGGCAGCCAUGCUAAUUCUGAUGACUUCCAAGUUUUUGAAACAGGAGCAGCAAGG